GAUUUUAGGUUCUUUUUCUCUAUAUACACAAUUAACAUUUUUACUGGAUCUUUGAGCAUGAGCGCAAACGAUUUUUAUAAACUGUAUAACCACAAAAGUAACUACCAUUUUACGUUUUAGAAGAGACUCUCUAAAAGCAUACUUAUUACAAAGAAACCGUUGGACCUCAUUUGUAAACGAAACAUGAACCAAUCAAGAAACAAGUUAAAAGUUGUGAAGUUAAAUAACAUUUAUUUUUUCGGUGUGAAGGUUUUAAUAAGUAAUGGUGUUAAUAUGAUAUGAAGGUUUUAUUGUGUAAUUGUGGUAUUUUAGUGUGAAAGUUUUUAACAGAAUGAAAGUUUAAUAGUGUUGUGAAGUGUGAAGGUUUUAUAAUGUGAAGGUUUAUUGAUUUAACGGUGUAAUGGUUUAACAAAAAGCUUUUUUAAUGGUGAGACGGUUUUAUGGUGUAGAGUUUAAAUGAAGUGAAGGUUUUAGGGUGUGGUUUUAUGGUGUGUAAGUUUCACGAUGUUAAUGUUUUAAGGUGUAAAUGUGUGAAGGUUUAAAGAUGUGAAAGUUUUAAGGUGUAAAGAUUUUAUGGUGUGACGGUUUUAUGGUGUUAAGGUUACUUAUAUAUCAAUUUCUGUUGAUAGUCAUGAAUCUACAUUUUUUAAUGUCUUCAAUGCAUUCAAAAAGUUAUUCGAUAACAUACAAUGGGAAGAUAUCGACAUAAAACAGUGCCUGUCAGUUAUAUAAAUAAUAAUACCCUUAAUUAAAAGUAUCUUGUACAACGUCAAUAGUUUCUUUUUGUCUAAAACAAACAAUGAUAGGUGACAGCGCAUUUAUGUCGAUGAUGUCACCAGUACAAUGUACUACGAACAAAAUAUCUUUAUCAUUUCGGUUUAAAAUAAACAAUAAACAUUCACCACUUAUCAAGGAACAAUAAUCUUUCAACAAUUAAGGAUGAAUAUUGUUAAAUGAUAAUAGUGAUAAACUUAUUGCGUAUUUUUAUUUCGUGUUGGUCAUAUUAUUAGGAAGCAGGAGGUAGAGCUUAUCAUUUUUGAGAUGAAAACCAGUUGACGAAGUAUGAUAAUAGCUGAAAAUCAAAUGAUAACUUAAGAAAAUGAAGCCAAAAUUCUUGAAGCAAACCGGCAGAAGAACUGUUGACAGACAAAUUAAACGUGUUAAAGAAUGUGACAGACAAACGGUUGCUCAAACUGGACGUGUAGGCUCUCUAAUAGAGAAGAAAGAAAAUGAAGAAUUCGAUGACGAUUUUCUCCAAGAACUCGACGCUUGUGAAAUAAGUGGAAACGUAUUGAAUCAGGAAAUAUGUGGAGGCACAUUACAAACCGAUUCCAAAAGAACCCAUUUGGUGACAACAUUUGGAAGUGUAAGAAACUCGAAUCCAUUGAAUGGUCAAAAAUAUGAUGAAUCAUUCGCUGAACAUUAUUCUGGGCCAGGUGAGGAACUUGAAAGUUCGCUCGCCGAAUCUGCUCUUCACAGCAACAAGAAAAACAGGAAUCGUCGACAACGAAGAGGCAGGCGUAAUAAGGCAUCCUUUGAAAAUAAAAUAUCUGAGGAAGACAAAGAAUGCGAUCCGGUUCUAGAAAUGACAGGGAGAAGAAACGUUUGUAACAAGAUCGAGAACAUCAAUCAUCCUAAAAAGGAUGCGUUGCCAAAAACAACAAAACCAAGGCAUGGCAUUUUUAAUGAUUGUACAAAACUUAAAGACAAUGUUCCAAGAAGACAAGGUGAAACUUUAUAUCAUACUCUUGAUAUCAGCAGAGAAACAGAAAAUCAAAAUUAUGAGAGCAAACGCGAAUAUGUUGAUGCUUCAUCUAGUGAUAGAUAUGCAAAACAAACUGACACCGGACCCGUUUGUAUUAACCUGUCAAGAAUUCCUUCGGCGGAAAUCCGAAACCGAAUUUUAAUGGAAAGCUAUAAAACGAUGGUGCGUUCAAGAAAAGAGGUCCAUUCUCUUGACGAGCUCUCUGGUAUGUUUUCAAUUUUCAAAAGUUUUCGUAUUAAAUAUGAUAAUAUGACAGAUAUAACGUCUCUACUGGAAAGAAAUGAAGACAAAUUUGUCAUUACCUACAGUGCAAUGGACGAACCUUUAUUUUCUGUCAAAACAGAUAUGGCAAUAUGCGCUAUUUUCACAAAUGACACGUGUCAAAGUCACACGUGUCACGAUUUGCAUAUUUGUAAAUACUUUUUACUCAGCAAAUGCUCUCGAAAGAAGUGCAAGUUUGGCCAUAAUCUUUCAACAGAACAUAACAGAAAGGUGUUCAGACAGUAUGCUCUUGACGGUGUAGAUAAGGCAUCCCAAUUGCAUUUGCUAAGGGACAUUGAGAGUAGAAAUAUGUCCACGAUGCCUUUGAUGUGUAAAUUUUACAACAACGAAGGUGGUUGUAAAAAUAACAAUAAUUGCCCACAUCUUCACUUAUGCAAGAACUACAUAAAUAAUGAUUGUAAAUUUAGUAAAAGGUGUAAAAGAUGUCAUGACAUACUGGCUAAACAACCACUUUCUGUGCUGAAAAUGUAUGGUUUAAAUCCGACUUGUUUCAACAUUGACAAACUACUAAGUAUAUUAAAAGAUACGUUGGAAAAUGGAGAUGUUGUUCUGAAAAGAGACAUUCAGCAUAACAGAGGUGUAAGAGCAGAUCGACACAAUAGUUUUAGUAGUAUAAACGAUGUACACGAAUCAAGCGCAAGUGAUAUAUCAUCCAGCGAGAUGUCAGACAAAGAUGAAGAUGAUGAAACUGACAACGAUUGGAAGGAACAGACGUUAGAAUCGUAUGGAUUUGUAGAGCAGGACUCAUCCUUUGAACAAACUGAUGGUGAACGCCAAGGAACUCCCGAGAAUGACCUUUCGUUGCUGCACAAAAAUGAACACAUUGCAGAUAGUGGUGAAAGAAGACCUUUUUGUGGGCAUUUGACUUCACUUACGGGACAGAAAAAGGAUUUACCCACUGGCAAUGGUCAUCAGGGUGACACAGAACCAAUAAUGACAUUUGAAUCACAAAUAGAGAAAAAGCAAUUCGUGGUCCGAAAAGUGAAUGGACGUUUAGUUAUAUGGAACAAAUUAGGAAACUGGUAUAAUAUGAAUGAAGAAGAUUCAGCAAGAUUAUUGCAGCUACAUCAAGAUUUCAUUUCAUUCGCAGAGAAACUUGAUGACCAUGAUGUUUAACAUAGCGCAAAACAAUCAUCAAUAAAGGGACGUGACUUCUUCCAGUCAGUGCAUGACUUAAAGGCAGAGAGCAGUAUUUCAGCUUUCAAAAUAUCUUAUAGAUUUUCACAGCACUUCAAAAUGGCUCCGUUUAGCAAACUCAUUGCAAAUGUUUGAACUUAUCGUAGUAUAUAUACAGACGGGAAAGUAUUUUUUUAAAUCCCAUACCGAAGCAUACUAUAUAUAAUAAGUAUUUUGUUUAGAUUAGAGAUAUUAUUCCAGUGAUAUGUGAUUCAUCUCUGAUCAUGUGUUUCAUAAAUAAACUUAUAAGUUGUAAUUUAAAAUCAAUGUGGUUAUUUGUAGUAUGUAUAGGUGAAGGGAGAUAAGAUUAAAACUUCCGCAUUAUUACAUAGAUACAAUAAACACAACCGAAAUGCACUUAAUUUACAUGUAUGUUUAAUAACAGUUUCAAUAUUAAGUUACCUCACGUGAUAAUAAGAGCUUAUAUACGGCACAGUAGAACCAGAAGAUGAUAAUCGGUUUGCUGAACAAAUUAUGACCCCAGAGUGCUUCAGUCAAAAGACAUUAUUUAUUCAGAACCGAUUGUCACUUUCGAGCCCGUCUCGAACGUGUAUUUAUGUUAUUAAAAACAUUUUGAAAGUACUUUUUAUUAACAAGUGUUUCAAGUCAUUUUCUGUUUUAUAUAUUUUUGGAAAAUAAGAGUUUAAAUCUGAUCGUUUUGACUCAUAUGUAAACAUUUGUAGCAGGUUUGUGUACAACUAUGUGCUAUAUUUGCUAUCGUCGAAUUUCAAUGGACAAUCAUGUAGUUUUUAUUGUCUACAUACACCGUUGAUUUUAUUUUAUGAUCUUUGUAUAAACAAAUAAAAACAAUUUAGCAGCA
Messenger RNA from Ruditapes philippinarum (Manila clam), 4043 nucleotides. RefSeq lists its product as uncharacterized. Gene Ontology annotation, molecular function: metal ion binding. The coding region runs from base 1100 to 3163 and encodes 687 amino acids. Lineage: Eukaryota; Metazoa; Mollusca; Bivalvia; Venerida; Veneridae. The record is from RefSeq and is a predicted model, not a curated record. The transcript is spliced from 3 exons.